AUGAUGUUUUUCUCUGGACUCGCCAUAGGCUUGAUGGCCACUAGUGCCUCGGCAUUCUCAGCUAUCGCACCAGGAGAUAAGCUUCCAGUUGUUGAUCGGCAGGUACCAGGGUACCUUGAAUCUCAAGACGCAUUGAAAGAAGCAGGGGUUGACGAAGUCAUCGUCUAUUGUGUGAAUGACGGAGCGGUGAUGACUGCUUGGGGAAAGGACCAAGGCAUCGAUGAUAGUAUGGUCAAGUUUUUUGGCGAUCCAUCUGGUGCAUUCACGAAAGCACUAGAUAUGGAAAUGACUCAUCCUGGCCCAGCAUCUGUUGGUAUUAUUGGCCGUUCAAAGCGAUUUGCUAUGCACAUUGUUGAUGGUGAAGUUAAGGGUGUUGCUAUUGCAGAGUCCGAGUUUGAUCCAGCUGGUGAUGAUUUCCCUGAAAAGACUCUCGCACCUGCCCUAAUCGAAAUGGCAAAGGAGUCUUAA
Molecule: messenger RNA, 468 nt
Organism: Cylindrotheca closterium
Lineage: Eukaryota; Bacillariophyta; Bacillariophyceae; Bacillariales; Bacillariaceae
Source: the annotation of a GenBank genome assembly